Drepanopeziza brunnea f. sp. 'multigermtubi' MB_m1 is the source of this 4389-nucleotide messenger RNA. RefSeq lists its product as uncharacterized. Gene Ontology annotation, cellular component: TORC1 complex; cytoplasm. Gene Ontology annotation, molecular function: protein binding; protein-macromolecule adaptor activity. NCBI's taxonomy places the organism in Eukaryota, Fungi, Ascomycota, Leotiomycetes, Helotiales, Drepanopezizaceae. The record is from RefSeq and is a predicted model, not a curated record. Gene Ontology annotation, biological process: cellular response to amino acid stimulus; cellular response to starvation; positive regulation of protein serine/threonine kinase activity.
AUGACCGCUGUUGGCCGCCAACAGCAGCAUCCGGCACAGCGCGCAGCCCCGGGCCAGCCAACUUCGAGCACGUCGCACAGCCAUCAGGCUCAAGUCCUGCGACAAGAACCUCCUGUACAAACAAGUAGCUCUCCUCAGAUGGGCCAUCGACCGGCAAUUAGCAAUGAGCCGGUAAACGGCGACGCCUACCUAUCUCCCCCUCCACCUCCAGAUCCAAGCAAUGAUCAUAGACCGUCGGCUUCCUACCCAGAUGGCGCGGGUCAAAGAAGAGUAUCUGGACACGCACGACCUACGUCUGCGCCGAACACGGUAGAAGAGUCGUCCCCAGAUGGAUUCGAGACGGAUCCGGGUUUGACGGUCAAAUCACGGCCGCUGCUACAGAGAGCAAAGAGCGAUGUUGGGCCCCAUGGUUUGGACCAGGAAGUAGAUGCGGAGCAUAUUUCUGAAUUUGGAGCAAGGCAUGGUUUCGAAGAUCAUUAUGCCUCAGAGGAGUACGUUUCUCAAUUGGCGAACAAUUGGUACAUGUACUUCACCGACAAGCGCCAUGAGACGACUGGCAAUCCCCAGACGGAGGCCUUCGAUCUACAACCUUGGCGGAUGAAGGAUCGGCUGAAGACUGUGUCUGCGGCGUUGGCGAUUUGUCUGAAUAUUGGAGUGGAGCCACCAGACCAGCUGAAAACAAACCCUGGGGCGAAGAUGGAAGCCUGGCAAGACCCCACGAACCCGCCGGUCGCCAAGGCCUUGGAGACCAUUGGAAAGGCGUUGCAGGCGCAGUAUGAGACGUUGGCGAUCCGUACGCGAUACAAGCAAUACCUGGACCCUUCGGUGGAAGAGACCAAGAAGUUUACCCAAUCUCUGCGCAGGAAUGCUAAGGAGGAGCGAGUACUGUUCCACUACAACGGCCACGGUGUUCCAAAGCCCACCGCGUCCGGCGAGAUCUGGGUGUUCAAUAAGAAUUACACUCAGUACAUUCCGGUCUCACUGUACGACCUACAAACCUGGCUCCAGGCGCCUACUUUCUAUGUCUGGGACUGCUCGGACGCAGGCAACAUCAUCAACAACUUCCACCGAUUCGUUCAAAAGCACGAGGAAGAGGAGGCUGAGAAUGUGUCCAAGGACCCCAGCUACACUGCCCAAGCUUUCACACCCUACAUCCACUUGGCUGCUUGCGGCGUCAAGGAGAACCUACCCACGAACCCCCUACUCCCAGCAGAUGUCUUCUCAUGCUGUCUCACAACCCCCAUCGAGAUGGCUCUGUGGUUCUUCUGCCUCCAAAAUCCGCUUCCAUCAAAUAUCACCCCCGAGCGAGCCAAGAAACUCCCCGGAAGACUGCAAGAGAGACGGACUCCUCUGGGAGAACUGAACUGGAUCUUCACCGCCAUCACGGAUACGAUCGCUUGGACGUCCCUCCCGCGUGAUCUUUUCCGCCAAUUCUUUCGACAAGAUCUCAUGGUUGCGGCUCUGUUCCGCAACUUCCUGCUUGCGCAGAGAGUCAUGUCGACAUACAACUGCCACCCGCAAUCCUUCCCAGUGCUUCCAGACACCCAUACACAUCCUCUGUGGGCCAGCUGGGAUCUCGCUGUAGAAAUGGCUCUGUCGCAGCUCGACAUGCUGGAAGAGAAGGAGAAUGGCACUCGCCCCGAUUACGAGUUUCAGAACUCGAGCUUCUUCACAGAGCAGCUUACGGCAUUUGAGGUAUAUCUGACGCAAGGUGCUGUAACGAAAAAGGCUCCGGAUCAGCUUCCUGUCGUCCUACAAGUCCUUUUGAGUCAGCAACACCGGGUUCGGGCUUUGAUCUUGCUAGGCAAAUUUCUUGACAUGGGUCCCUGGGCUGUUAACCUGGCUCUGAGCAUCGGCAUCUUUCCAUAUGUUCUGAAGCUGCUGCAAUCUGCUGCCAACGAGCUCAAGCCCGUCAUGGUCUUCAUCUGGACUCGAGUCUUGGCCGUUGACAUCACCUGCCAAACGGACCUCCUGAAGGACAGUGGAUACAUGUACUUCGCCUCUAUCCUGAAGCCAAACGAAGGCCUUCCCGUGGUCGAUAGUCUGGAGCACAAGGCCAUGUGCGCAUUCAUCCUUGCUCGACUUUGCGAUGGCUACAAGCAGGGACAAACGGUUUGCAAUCAGUCAGAGAUCAUGAACUACUGCCUUGCACAUCUGCAAAAUAACGAGAACCCCCUACUUCGCCAAUGGGCUUGUCUCUGCAUCAGUCAGCUUUGGAAUGAUCUGCCAGACGCGAAGUGGAGAGGCAUCAGAGAGAACGCACCGAGCAAGCUCGCUCUUCUCGUUCGGGACGUGUGCUGCGAAGUCCGAGCUGCUAUGCUUUAUGCCAUGACGACAUUCUUGGGAAUCGCCGAUCUCACUGAUGAGGUUGCCCGCAUCGAGGAGAACAUCUCGUGGACCGUGAUGGAAAUGGCCUAUGAUGGUAACGCGAUGGUCCGCAAGGAGCUGUUGGUGUACUUUUCCAAGUUCAUUCAUCGCUACGAGAACAAGGUCUUGGUGGCUGCGUACGAGCAACUCCUUGAGGAGCGAGAAUACCGAAAAUUUCCACCUAGCGAUGACGGGAAAGAGCACAAGAUGGGAUUGCACUACGCGAAGCGCGCGAAUCGCGACGCUGAUGGCAACAUCAAAGCUACCGCCCACGGUAUUGCUCACAACUCCAUCUUCGCUGCCGUCUGGAAGCAUAUCCUCAUCAUGGCUGUUGACCCCCACCCCGAGGUCGGACGAAAUGCGACGAUCAUCGUUGACUACAUCAAUAUUGCCCUUCUUCAAUCGCCGAUCGGGGGACUGACACAGAAUCUUUUCGAGGACAUCUCAAGGAGUGCUGCGAGAGCUGCCCCACCGAGACAACCAGCAGCCGAUGUCAGACCCAGCACGCCUGCAGGACAAGAAGGUAACUCAUCUCCAAAGCCUGCUCCAGGGUUGCUCAGGCGCACAACCAGCUUCCUCUUCCACACACUGCCCGGUUUUGCUAGCUCUAGCGCCGAGCCCUCGCCUGGAGACAAGAGUGUUCCCAGGACUCCUGGUGUUCCCCAAAAGCCCGGGCUCCCGAAGAGAUUUACGAUAGAUUACACCACCCCGCCGGACGUCAAUGAGACCCCCGUGACUCCUGGUGUCUACCACGCUGCCAAAGAGCCAGUGUCCGGGCAGUAUAAGCCUCGCAAGAUGUCUGACGCUCCUGUGAUUCCACUGGAGAGCACCUUCUUCGAGUGGUCUAUCGAGUACUUUCGCGAACCUCAGAUGAAGCCCAGCGAGGCCGAUGAGCCUGGUAGUACCGACUACAAUGAGCGCUUGUGGCGACGUUCAAGAAACGAAGCCAUUCUGCGUGAGACACAACCACAAAAGGAGAUUGCAGGGAGCGGCAAGUGGACCAAUCAAGCCGGGUUCUUCAAUAACCAGAGCCAGCCUUCGAAGAUGACCUUCCAUCAAUUCGAAGAUCACCUGGCAGUUUCCGAUGAUCGCGACACCAUCUGCAUCUGGGACUGGAAGAAGUCUGGCCGACUCAACCGGUUCUCGAAUGGUAACCCCGAAGGCUCCCGAAUUAGUGAUUUGCAAUUUAUAAACGAGGACGAUCAAGCCUUCUUGAUGUCUGGUUCAUCUGACGGUGUCAUCCGCAUCUACCGCAACUACGAUUCCGAGAAGAAGAUCGAGGUUGCUUCCGCCUGGCGAGCUCUGACCCACCUUGUCCCAAGCAAUGUCAACUCCGGCAUGGUCUUCGACUGGCAACAGGUCUCUGGUAAGCUUCUCGUAGCAGGUGACGUUAAAGUGAUCCGCGUCUGGGCCGCCGCGCCUGAAGUCUGCGUUGUGGACAUUAAUGCCCGCUCCGGCUCCUGCGUCACGUCCCUCACCUCGGACCAAAUGACCGGAAACACGUUCGUAGCCGGCUUUGGGGACGGCGCCAUCCGCGUCUUCGACACCCGGAACAGGCCGCAAGAAGCCAUGGUCAAGAAGUGGAAGGAUGAGAAUGGCGGCGUCUGGGUCAAGAGCGUGCAUAUGCAACGUGGUGGCCAGCGAGAGCUAGUGAGCGCAAGCAUCAACGGGAAGGUCAAGUUGUGGGAUAUUCGCAUGGAUAAGUGCCUGAGGACUAUCAACACGACGGGCGAUGGGCUGAGGACGGCGAGUACGCAUGAGCAUUUGCCUGUUUUUGCGGUCGGCACCGGCGCCCACACAGUCAAAGUCUAUAAUUUCGAAGGCACGCAACUUUCGCGCGUCGAGCCUUACUCCACCUUCCUGCGUGGCACUUCUCCCAUCUCGGCGACGGCAUUCCAUCCGCAUCGCAUGAUGCUCGCUUGUGCCGCUAGAGGGGAUACCUAUAUUAACCUCUUUACGUGCUCGGAGAAGAGAAAGAAGAAGGAAGAGGAUAAAGACAAGGGGAGGGGGAAGAACAACUAA